This is a messenger RNA of Penicillium canariense, 1005 nucleotides long. RefSeq names its product alpha/beta fold hydrolase. The transcript has 4 exons. The record is from RefSeq and is a predicted model, not a curated record. Bases 1 to 1005 code for a protein of 334 amino acids. Lineage: Eukaryota; Fungi; Ascomycota; Eurotiomycetes; Eurotiales; Aspergillaceae.
AUGCUGAGAGCCAGCGUCCUCCAGGAAAUAUACCUAUCACUCCCGGGAACGAGCCAGAUCGUUCCUGGCCUCUCUUACUUUGGUCCUGGAGACACAUAUAUCACGUUCACAGGAACCUCUAGUCCUCUGGGAGCUGAAGCCAACCCUGCAUUCCGAUUGCCUAUUUAUGCCAAUGGCCCCCCAGUCGAACCGAGCCCCUCAGGCGCGGCGCUCUCCUUCGCAGUCCAUAAUCCAGAAGGCCUCGAGACCAUCCUUCUAAUCCAUGGCGGAUUUAGCAAUCGCACGGACUGGGAUCUCGUUGUGCCACUCCUAACAGCGAAAAACUACCACCUGCUUGUCCCUGACCUACCCGGCCAUGGCGACUCGCUGGCAAUCCAGCCAUUCAACGUGGACCUCGCAGCAGAGCUGUUGCUGCCAUUGAUCAAAACACAAGCACACAACGGCAAGGCGCAUAUCGUCGGCAUGAGUCUGGGUGCACAUGUAGCAGCGAGUCUCGCAGCGCUCGGCGGGCCAGAGCAUAUCUCUUCAGCCUUUGGGUCAGGAUUCAAUACGUUUUUGCCACGGAGGGCCGUAGCGGCAUUCUUUCCACCGCUCAUAUAUACUCUGCAGCGGACAACUGGAAUGAUAUCUGCGCCAGUGACGGAGUGGACCCGUCUCAGGAAGGGGGAGGGCACACUGGCUCUAUGUGAGGAGGUUGUGCACACAUUGACUGAUGGGCGGACGUUGAAGGAUAUCCAUGUACGUUCACUGGUCGUUGCGGCCACGAGAGAGACAUGGCUUCCCAAGGAUAAGAUCGAGAGUGCGCGGCAGCUGUUUCGCGCGGUGGUGGGUGGACGCGAGAAUGGGAGUCGUGUGGUGCAGUGUCGUCGGAUUUGGCAUGCGUGGUGUGCUCAAGAGCCACAGUGGUUUGCAAAUGCAGUAGAUGACUGGGUCAAUGGGCGAGAGUUGGCAGAGAUGUUUGAGGAUAUCGAAAUGGAGGAAACAGUAGCAACAACGGCCGACUAA